AUGGAACCAAGUAUUAAGGCUAAGAGUGUGAAAGAGUGUGAAAGCUACAAAGAACAUAGGGAUAAUAUGAUGACAAAUAUAAGUCAUAUCCAAUGUAAAAAUGGUGAAGCAAAUUUUUACGAAGAUAUUACGAAGGGUAAAGCAUUAUUAUGUUUCCUUUUAAGCAAUAGCACUCAGCACUACAAUUAUGAGAUAUGUGAAGAAAUUGAUAGAAUUGUGAAAAGAUUUCUCAUUGAUGCCAUGAAAUAUAGAAAAGAUUAUGAACAUAUUUUGAAUGGUGCAGAUGCUGAAGACACAGUCCAGAAGUCCUAUGGCAGCAAUGGACCAACUAGAUUUGGAUCCGGUCGUCUACAUGGAGCCACAGUAUCAUUCCAUGAUAUUACCUAUAACGUUGUCACAAAAAUAGAUGGCAAAAAGACUAACAAAGAUAUUCUUCAUAAUGUUAGUGGUGUAUUUUCUCCUGGUGUCAAUGCCAUUCUAGGCCCAACUGGAAGUGGUAAGACGUCACUGCUAGAUAUUUUAGCUGGAAGAAAAGAUCCAAGAGGCCUUUCAGGUCAGGUGUUGAUAGAUGGACAAAGACAACCACUAAACUUUAAGUGCAUGUCUGGAUAUGUCGUACAGGAUGAUGUUGUCAUGGGAACACUGACUGUCAGAGAAAACCUUGAAUUUUCUGCAUCCUUACGACUUCCAGGUCGUAUAAAAAAAGAAGAACGAGAUGCUCGUGUACAACAAGUUAUCCAUGAACUUGGUCUUAACGUAUGUGCUGAUUCUAAGGCAGGAACACCAUUCAUACGUGGAAUAUCAGGCGGUGAACGCAAACGAACCAACAUUGGGAUGGAAUUAAUAAUACAACCCUCAGUACUAUUCCUAGAUGAGCCCACCACAGGGUUAGAUGCAAGUACAGCGAAUGCUGUGAUUUUAUUAUUGAAAAGACUUGCAAAAAAUGGAAGGACCAUUAUUUUAUCGAUUCAUCAACCGAGAUACUCUAUUUACAAAACUUUUGAUAUGUUACAUUUACUGUCACUUGGUGAUACAGUCUAUCACGGGCCGAAGGAUCUGGCGCUGGACUACUUCUCCAGUAUAGGAUAUGAAUGUGAAGAACAUAACAAUCCCCCUGAUUUCUUUCUGGAUGUGAUCAAUGGAGAUUCCACUGCUGUUACUGCCCUCAACGAUUCUAUAGAUGUACUAGAACAAGGAAUAUCGGAUCCUAGCAUCCAAAGAGACAGCGGAGUAGACAAACUCGGAAUGCAGUUUAUAAACUCAUCUCGGUAUCAAGAUCUUGUCAAGAAACUGAAUCCCAUUCUAGCAAAGUUCAGAGAAACCGAAGAACCCGCUUUUCUUAUGAUUGGGUACGCCACGUCAUGGUUUCGACAGCUAUCUAGAGUUUCUAAGAGGACUGUACUGAAUAUAGUUCGGAACCCAUUUACAUCUGUUAUGCAGAUGUUUAUUAUGCUACUGUUUGCUGCUGUAGUUGGCGUUAUUUAUUGGCAAAUAGAUGACUCUCUUAGUACUGGAAUACAAAACAGAAUUGGUGCCUUUUUCUUCAUAAUAAUGAACAUGGUGUUUGGUAAUUUAUCCGCUAUUGAAUUAUUUAUCCAAGAACGAGUGCAGUUUCUACAUGAAUCGGCCAGUGGUUACUACAGAGUCUCAGCAUUCUUUUUAGCUAAGGUCUUCUGUGAUUUGAUUCCCAUGAGAAUAUUACCCACAACCAUCUUUGCAACUGUCACCUACUUUAUGAUUGGUUUUCAAUUAGAAGUUGAUAAUUUCUUCAUAUUUUUGCUGAAUCUAAUACUGACUGCAAUCACGGCAUCAUCCUUGGCUUUCUGUUUGAGUUCUCUCGUGUCUGUUGCUCAGUUGGCAAACUUAUUUAUAUCUCUAUGCUAUGUGUUUAUGAUGGUGUUCAGUGGUUUCCUUGUUAAUCUAAAUAGUAUUGUUGUGUGGCUGCGAUGGCUGUCUUAUUUCAGUAUAUUCAAGUACAGCUUAGAUACGUUGAGUGCUGUUGAGCUACGGGAUAUGAUAUUUUGUGAUACGAUGGCUCCGACACAGCCUCCGACGCAGCCUCCUACCAGUGAAACUAUCUCACUGAAUGCCACUAUCGCUCCCAUUCAAGUGUGCCAGCCUGGCACUGUGUACCUGAAAACGCAGGACGUCAACUACACCGAUUGGGGGAUAUGGUCCAAUCAGAUAGCAAUGGCGUGUAUGACAGUUAUACUGUUGACAUUAACCUACAUCAAUCUACGAAGAAUACCUAAGCUGAAAUAAAAUCAUAUCAUUACCGGUAUAUUAUAUGAAAAUACUACAUUUCCCCCCCUCCCCCACCCCCGUUGAUGAGCUUGUGUGUUUACUUCAUACAGAGUAUAAUUUCCAUGGGUGUAUAAGUCAUACAAAGUUUUAUUUCCAAAUCAUCAUUCACCAUACAGUAAUGGAAAUCCGACCUCAUCAACAGGGGGGUGCAGAUAUAAACUGGAAUGGCAUAUUCAUGCUGCAAAUUUAUUCAGGUAGUGCUUUACUUUCCCCUGAAAGUACCAGUAUUGAAGAUUGAAGUUAAUGAAUAUAGCGCCACCUAGUGUUCAAAUGAGGCACAAUUAUCAUCCAUUUUAGCCAAUUGUUA
Saccoglossus kowalevskii is the source of this 2611-nucleotide messenger RNA. Its product is annotated as broad substrate specificity ATP-binding cassette transporter ABCG2-like. NCBI's taxonomy places the organism in Eukaryota, Metazoa, Hemichordata, Enteropneusta, Harrimaniidae. Gene Ontology annotation, biological process: transmembrane transport. The record is from RefSeq and is a predicted model, not a curated record. Gene Ontology annotation, molecular function: ABC-type transporter activity; ATP binding; ATP hydrolysis activity. Gene Ontology annotation, cellular component: plasma membrane.